AUGGAUAACAGCUUGACCGUCAGACUCUUUGUACGAACGCAGACGUACGACAUUUCGUGCGAUCCGCGGCAGCCAGCCAAGUGGCUACUGAUGCAGGCUAAGAACAUUCAACGCUCUAGUCAGAAACAGACAUCACAGGAGGAGGAGCUGGAGGUAUUGUAUAACCGUACAACCCGUCGUGUAAUCAAUUUAGAAGACUCAAUUGGCAGCAGUAUAUCUUCUAUGGACGUUGUCGAUGCUCGCACGCUGCUUCAGACACCGGACACUUCAUGCAAUAGUGCAAUGUUUCCGUGGUUGCGCUCGUAUGCGGGUGGAUUGCUGUCAUCUGAUAAAAUUGAUUCAUCCAAUGGUCUUUUCUUUCAACAACUAUAUGCUUUCACACUGAUUGGUAAGCGCACGCCUGUGAGUGCGUCUCAGCGUAAGCAAAAGGAGGAUCAGGAUAAUUUUUUGUCAUUACUGCAUACCUACGUUAUGGGAUCUUACGACCGAGAUUAUAUACCACAGCCGCAACCAACAGGUACUCGAAGACUAACUGCACCAUCGUCGCCUAUGUACCGUCCGCACUAUGACCCAAACGGCUUUUCAGACUCAGGAUCGGACAGCAGCGUAGAGGAGUCGCCAUCGUAUCCGACCUACUUUUCAGCAAACGAUUAUACAAAGCCUCAACGUACACUCAUAUCACCGAGUCCGGUGAAGCGCAUGAUCGUUGAUGCCGUUCCGGAAAGCGCACCGGAGUGGAAACUCAUUCAGAAUUCGCAAUACGGGAUCAUCAAUCGCGACGGCGGCAAGUACAUCGAGCCAACCGGCCUCAUUCCCUGCGAGUUGGAGUGUGAAGCUGAAGACCCCUAUUUGCUGAUGUACUGUUUUCCUGUAUCGCCAAAUUGCUAUGACAUUCUUCAGGAUGAGGGAUCUGACUCGACCCUCCCACCUGAUGUUGAUCUGGAAGCUGGUGAGCAAGACGGGGAUAACGAUGGAAUGAUCACCCCGGUAUCUGGCUUUACUGCUUCGUCUGGUCUUUUGCCGUAUGAGGAAGAGGCUCGUGCACUGAAAAGUGCUCGUACCCUCGCUCUUAAAGUAAAAGAAGUUUCGAUAUAA
This is a messenger RNA of Plasmopara halstedii, 1095 nucleotides long. RefSeq lists its product as uncharacterized. The transcript is spliced from 3 exons. The record is from RefSeq and is a predicted model, not a curated record. Bases 1 to 1095 code for a protein of 364 amino acids. NCBI's taxonomy places the organism in Eukaryota, Oomycota, Peronosporomycetes, Peronosporales, Peronosporaceae.